AAGGAUUAACUUGUUUCUAUGUCGCCACAUCUAUCACACUUUACACCGACAGCAAGCUUAGCUGCUGAAAGGUGAUAAAAGAGUAUAUUUAAGUGUCUUUUUUUAAGCUGAAACUGUCUGUGUUCGAAACUGUUGAAUGGCUACCAUGGAAGCGUACAGCAAAAUGUGAGGUGUCCGGAUGAGUUUGCAGUGCUGAUGUCCUGUCACACUGAUGGGGGCCGACAGCAGUAAAAGCAGGAAGAGGCCUGCUGAAGGGCAGGAGGAUGAAAACUUCUCAUCUGGGUGGCGGUGCUUCCUCUCCAGCAUGGGGCUGUCUAUCCCAGCAGGCAUCUGUCGCCUGGCCCAACCAGCCCUGCGCAUGGGUCAGCGACGAAUGCUCCAAGGCAAGGCCCCCGACAUCCCUGAUCACGUGCUGAGGUUGGCGGGAGUCGGCCCAGGCAAGCUGAGAGCAGAGUGGAGCCUGCCGGGGUUCAUUAUCAUGUUCCUGCCCGAAUUCCCCCAUAGAAAUGUGCCUGGGCACGAACACUUCCAGGUAAUGAGUUACAUCGCCAAAGGUUCGUUUGGGCCCAUUCUGAAAGUGAAGGACAAAGCCAAGCAGAAAACCUAUGCUGUCAAAGUUAUACCCAAAUCAGAGAUUCUAAGACUCGGGGUGUUGGAGCAGUCAAAAGAAGAAGUUAUUGUUCAGCGUCAGGUUCGCCACCCAUUUGUCCAUGACCUCCAGGACUGCUGGCAGACCCAGCGCCACCUCUACAUUAUGUGUGACUACUGCAGCACAGGAGACCUGUACACAUACUGGCAGAUGAUCGGUCAGUUCUCAGAGGACACGGUGCGAGUGUUUGCAACAGAGUUGGGAUGUGCACUCGGCUUUCUGCAUGACUUUGGGAUCAUUCACCGAGAUUUGAAGAUGGAGAAUAUCCUGCUGACAGACAAUGGACACAUCCGCUUAGCUGACUUUGGUUUGUCCCGUCGGCUGGAGAGAGGAGGAAGAGCUUUUACUAUUUGUGGAACCAUCCAAUACAUGGCCCCGGAGGUGCUCAGUGGCGGACCCUACAACCAUGCAGCUGAUUGGUGGUCGCUGGGAAUCCUGCUGUUCUCAUUGGUUACUGGGAAGUUCCCCAUGCCUCCAGAACCAGACCACUGCAGUAUGCUGAGGAAAGUCAGGAGUUUCCCCUACGAAAUGCCCCUCAGCCUCAGCUCCCCAAUGGCCUUGCUAUUAACGGAGCUUUUGUGUAAAACUCCCUGCCGCCGCCUAAAGACCCUUGAUCGUUUUAAACGCCAAACCUUCUUCCGGGGAACAUCUUUUGACCUCGCCCUGCUGCAGCGCCAGCCUGUGGAGGUGAUUCUGGAGCUGAGAGAAAGACCAGACCGACCGGCCAAAGCACGCCGAGGCCUAACUCUGUCUCUGCAGCCUCUCAAAGGCUUCGACUACGAUUCGUUUCUCAGCCCGCCCGCCACGCCGGACACACAGCUGGAUGCUGACACACACACGCACACAGCUGUACCACUCCCCUGGCCCAGCACUCCCCUGCAAUCUGCUCAGGAAAAAGUCCCACGCAGGGAAGUGUUUGUGUGACGGACAUUCAGUUUACAGUAUGGUUCGUAACACACUCAAAUCAAAGGCCUGUCAUGAUUUGAUAUAUGUACGUAUAUUUGCUGCACACUUAUUCACCCUUACACACAAGUGUGGUGCGCCUUUUAAAAUGUCUUAAAAAUAAUUUAUUGUUAUUUAAUUUGACCUUUAGUGUAGAAAGGAAUGAUUAAUUUGAUUAACAUUCGAAAAACUCCAUUUCCCCCCCUAAGAGUCAUACGUUUUUUUAAAACUUGUAUUGCCUUUCUCCAAUGAGCACCUUUUCAAGCCUCCUGCAUGUGCUCUACAGUUGUGCAACAAAGAAUGCGUUGUUUUUUUUCAGUUUUCAUGUGGCUGAUCAUGGUUUGAAUAAUUGACUACCUGUUCUCAGGGUUGCACCCGCAGGUUUCCCAUGUCAGCCUUGAUUUUGACACCCAUCUUACUUCCAGUUAACAUUUUGACAGAAACAACCUUUUUCUAUUAUCUUAGGCUGCCAUAACCCUAGCCUGUGAUCACACCUUUAGGCACUUACCUGAUCAUCAUAUUGUAUUAUGAUUGUGUAAAGUAUGCCCUGAAGUGUACCCAGAAUACCUCACAUCCUCAAUACCUGUGAUCCUGAGCUUAGUUUUUUGUCACCAAAAAAUGCUUAUUUAUACAUCCUCUUUAUAAAGUUUAUAUGACUAUUUUGGAUGCUAUUUGUUGUUAUAUGUUAUGUUACAGUGUAUUUUUGUAAUGACCAUAUAGCACAGCUGGAAUAUUAAACUGUUGCUGUACAGCGACUUACUGAU
Messenger RNA from Eleginops maclovinus (Patagonian blennie), 2355 nucleotides. It is a transcript of the gene rskrb, whose product is annotated as ribosomal protein S6 kinase related b. Gene Ontology annotation, biological process: protein phosphorylation. Lineage: Eukaryota; Metazoa; Chordata; Actinopteri; Perciformes; Eleginopidae. Gene Ontology annotation, molecular function: protein serine/threonine kinase activity; ATP binding. The record is from RefSeq and is a predicted model, not a curated record.